AUAACUAGAUAAGAGAAGAGUUGGGCGCAGUUGGGUUCAGAACUUCAGAUCAGUGAUUAGUACUAUAAGCCUGUUCUUUCAGUUCUUUAAGGAACACAAAAGCUCUGCUCUUUUUUUUUUCCCAAUUCUAAUGAGCGAGCAACCAAGUAUACAGGAGGUGCGACUUCUCCUACCAGACACUGGAACCUACCUAUGACGCAAUCGAUAUUGUUGUGGCCGGAAUCGUCGUCCUUAUGUUGAAAUGGGCCAAACUCUGACCUGCAAAGACGUACAAUACAUUUGUUCUGAAGUUCUGCAUGCCCGCCCAACUUCUGUGUGUGUUCAACAUCUAUAAAAGAGGACUGCUUCAGGUAGUGACGGAGGCCAGGCCACAGCUUUGAGAUCAGCUUAAAUUAGAGCUUGGGCUAGUCAUCGUUCCCGCUAUCUAGUUUCGGAAACGUUGCCGAGGAGAGUCUAGCUAGAUAGAGAGAUCAAUGGCGACACAAGGUGCAGCGGCAUCUCCCCUGUUCGGCUUCGACAUGGCGUUGCUUCUCGGAGUCUUUGUCUCCAUACUUGGAGGGGCGGCGUCCGUUGGUGUGUGCUACGGCACGAGCGGCGACAACCUGCCGCCCGCGAGCACCGUGGUGGGCAUGCUCCGCGACAACGGCUUCACCAUCGUGCGCCUCUACUGGCCGGACCCCGCCGCGCUCGGUGCCCUCGGCGGCAGCGGCAUCAGAGUCGUCGUCGGCGCGCCCAACGACGUCGUGCCCACCCUGGCCUCCAGCGAGUCCGCCGCGGUCGAGUGGGUCCGCCAGAACAUCGAGGCCCACCCGGGCGUCUCGUUCCGGUACCUCGUCGUGGGCAAUGAGGUCCCCAUCGGCGAGACGCAGUUCCUCGUCCCGGCCAUGGAGAACGUCCACGCCGCGCUCGCCGCGGCCGGCCUGGGCCACAUCAAGGUCACGACGGCCAUAUCGCAGGGCACCAUCGCCGUCCACAUCCCGCCGUCGGCCGGCGAGUUCACCGAAGAGGCGAGGUCGUUCAUGAGCUACGUGGUGCCCUUCUUGCAGAGGACUCGCGCCCCUCUCCUGGCCAACCUGUACCCCUACUUCCUCUACACCCUCAACCUCGGGUCCAUGGACAUGAGCUUCGCGCUGUUCACGGCGCAGGGGACCGUGGUGCAGGAUGGGGAGUACGGGUACCAGAACCUGUUCGACGCGACGGUGGACGCGUUGUACACAGCGGUGGAGAAGCUCGGGGGACCGCACGUGCGCAUCGUGGUGUCGGAGACCGGGUGGCCGUCGGCCGGCGGCCCCGCGGCGUCGUUGGAGAACGCGAGGACGUACAACCAGAACCUGGUGGACCACGUGUGCAAGGGCACGCCGCGGCGGCCGCGGAAGGUGGAGGCGUACGUGUUCGCCAUGUUCAACGAGAACCUCAAGGAGGCCGGCGUGGAGCAGAACUGGGGGCUCUUCUACCCAAGCACAGACAGGGUCUAUCCCAUCACCUUCGGCGCCUGACAAAUCGAUCCAUGACUUGAAGUUGCAUGCGUAUUGGCGUCUGUGCAUACCACACCUGUACAGAAAUUCGCUGCGCCCGCUGAGUGUUUGUUUGCUCGGGUCGGGGUCGACGUUGUGUACCACGAGACAGAUUAGUAGGUGUCAUGCAUGGCUGGCUAUAUACGCGCUCGUCUACAUCUUUUGAGUUCUUUCUAAGGGCAUAUAGAGUUGUAUACACAACGAUUGUUUACACGAUUCACUCAUGUCAUUUCUAAUAUAUUGUCUACAGCAUUGUCGGUAAA
Molecule: messenger RNA, 1777 nt
Organism: Phragmites australis (common reed)
Lineage: Eukaryota; Viridiplantae; Streptophyta; Magnoliopsida; Poales; Poaceae
Product: lichenase-2-like
Exons: 2
Coding region: 474-1496 (340 amino acids)
Biological process (GO): carbohydrate metabolic process
Cellular component (GO): plasma membrane
Molecular function (GO): hydrolase activity, hydrolyzing O-glycosyl compounds
Source: RefSeq, a predicted model, not a curated record